AUGGCCGUCCUAAAAUUGCCGACAUACCCUGUGGAAUCAUCGUCGAAACCGGACGGAGUACCACGCGUUCAAGAACGUCGCCAAAUCGCACAUAUUCGGCCACACAACCUUGUUGUGGAAGCCGAGAUUGGCCGCCUCCAGUUUUGGAUACUCACCCACGCAUACAGCGGACGCUACAGGCCUUAUUGUCACAGUGGCAAUCAGGAGCAUGUCGAACUAACGGCUGAAACUGGACAAACGCCAAAAGCUACCGUUGCCGAUUUGGGACGGCAUGAGCCUGCUUAUGGCCAAAUUUAUCCGUCAGAGCCGAAGCCCGCACGUCGCUACGAGUCUACAACGCGGACCGAUCAACCCUACCUACACGGAGCGCUCGCGCCUCAACGCAUCUCCUCAAUCGUCUUACGGCACGACCCAGACCUACGCAUGGGAACUACAUCAUAG
Fusarium poae is the source of this 441-nucleotide messenger RNA. RefSeq lists its product as uncharacterized. The record is from RefSeq and is a predicted model, not a curated record. NCBI's taxonomy places the organism in Eukaryota, Fungi, Ascomycota, Sordariomycetes, Hypocreales, Nectriaceae. The coding region runs from base 1 to 441 and encodes 146 amino acids. The transcript is spliced from 2 exons.